AUGCUGUUGAGUGGGAGCAAAGUCUUCAAUGGUGACAAUGGCAAAAAAGCAGUAAAAAGAUCCAGGUUGGAUCCUUGCAGCGAAGGAAGUGAACCAAGACACCAAGACAGCCAGUGUGGAUAUGUUUGUGUGUUAGGAAUCCCCUACAAGUUUGGAAAGACUGAGAUGAAGUCUGGAGUAUUCAAAACAAAUAUCAAGAAAAAGAAUGUGAAUAAAACAUGUAGUAUUCUAUCAAGUGCUGAAGGCCCUAUCUGUAUCUCUACCACCUUGCCUUUAGAGCAAGUUUCACCAUCUAAUGUGCCAGAUCUUCCCAGAAUUCUUCCCAAAGUAGUACAUCUAGAAGCUGGAUCCCAGAAAAGGUGACCGGGCACUGCAAUAAUAUCAUAACAGUCAAACUCUUUAGACAUGUCUCAAACACCCUUCUCAAGAAGACCUCCCUUCAAGAUAUGCUAUAUAUGUGCCAGAGAAUUUGGGUCACAUUCUAUUGCUAUACACGAACCUAAGUGCCUGCAGAAGUGGCAUAUUGAGAACAGUCAGCUACCAAAGCACCUUAGAAGGCCAGAGCCCCAGAAACCUGAGGUCCUUACUGGUUCUGCUUCUUAUAUGCUUGCAAAUGAAAAUGAAGCUGCUUAUUAUAGUGCUCAAGCCCAGCUUGUGCCCUGUAGAAACUGUGGCCGGACCUUUUUUCCUGACCGUCUCCCAGUGCACGAAAGGUGUUGCAAAGGAGGUAGAAGUGGUGCGAGGCUACCAAGGUCUGGAACUGGCUCAGCACGUGCAAAUGCAUCUAAGGCCGGUCAAGGAAUGAGCAUGGGUGCACCAGUUCUAUCAGACCAGGCAAAAGUGAUAAGACGGCCACCAACAGUGGUUUGCUACAUAUGUGGCCGUGAGUAUGGAACAAAAUCUAUUAGUAUACAUGAGCCACAAUGCCUGAAAAAAUGGCACCAGGAGAAUGACAACCUCCCCAAGCACCUGAGAAGGCCAGAACCCAAAGUGCCUGAAGUCAGACCCGUGCAAGCCAAAGGUUUCUAUGAUCUUGAUGCUUUAAAUGAGGCUGCCUGGACCAGCGCCCAAGCCCAGCUAGUUCCAUGUGAUAUUUGUGGGCGUACUUUUCUUCCAGACAGACUGAUCGUCCACCAGAGGUCCUGUAAACCAAAACCUGCAAAAUGA
This is a messenger RNA of Cinclus cinclus, 1167 nucleotides long. It is a transcript of the gene ZNF475, whose product is annotated as zinc finger protein 475. NCBI's taxonomy places the organism in Eukaryota, Metazoa, Chordata, Aves, Passeriformes, Cinclidae. The record is from RefSeq and is a predicted model, not a curated record.